Molecule: messenger RNA, 891 nt
Organism: Schizophyllum commune H4-8
Lineage: Eukaryota; Fungi; Basidiomycota; Agaricomycetes; Agaricales; Schizophyllaceae
Product: cytochrome P450
Exons: 10
Coding region: 17-883 (288 amino acids)
Molecular function (GO): heme binding; oxidoreductase activity, acting on paired donors, with incorporation or reduction of molecular oxygen; monooxygenase activity
Source: RefSeq, a predicted model, not a curated record
CCUGCUGAACUUUCCGAUGGAAAGGCAGUGGGAGACGUAUACGGCAUGGGCGAAGGAGUAUGACUCUGAUAUCCUGCACGUCGAGAUACUCGGGCAAUCCAUGAUAAUACUGAACACCCGGGACGCUUGCACCGACCUACUGGACAAGAGGUCUGCGCGCUAUUCGGGCAGGACAAGCUUGCCGAUGCUUACUGAUCUGAUGGGAUGGAGUCAUGCACUGCCGUUCCUUCCGUACGGCGACAAAUGGCGCAAGAGCCGCCGCUUCAUUGACGAGUACAUCAAUAGGCCCAUAGGUCGCGAGCGCAUCUUCACCACGCGCUCUAGCUGCGUCCACGCCUUUCUCCGUCACAUGCUCAACGCAAAGCCUGAUGGGCUCGAAGACAGCGCUCGCUUACUAGUGGGCCGGAUUAUCAUCGACAUGGCGUACGGGUUUGCGCCCGAAUCAGAGAACGACCCGUUCAUUGCACUUUCGGAAGCAGUUGCCAAGGCAGUUCUCAAUGCAAUAACGCCUGGAAGGUAUCUGGUGAAUAUGAUCCCGGCACUCAAGUAUGUACCAGUUUGGCUCCCAGGCGCGCGUUUCAAGAGGGAUGCCCUUCGAUGGCGAGACCAAAACAAUAUCAUGAUCGAAGAGUCGUAUGCCAGGGUCAAAGAGCAGAUAGUCAGCGACAGUGCUGCGCCAUCGCUUGUAUCGGUUAUGCUGUCCAAAAUCUGGUCCUCGACUGAGGAAACCCUUCUGAAGCAUACGGCCGGAAUAUUAUACAUCGCUGGAAUCGACACUAGCACCGCCUCCCUGGUGCAUUUUUUCCGCAUUAUGCUCGACCAUCCGGCCAUCCACAAAGCAAUAUUGGAGUGCACACAAAAUUUAUUCGUACAAAAUUCAUGAGAUCCAGU